AUGCCUCAUCUCGGUCCCAGCAAUGCCUCAAACGAAGCCGUAUAUCCAAACAGCUGCAGGAAUCUCUCUCCGAGCUCUACUGGAACAUCAGCAUACCACGGCAAUACUUCGUCCUCUACGGAAUCCACAGAAGCAUGUGUUCAAAAGAGUAGCAAUGCUCCGUUGCCACAUAUCGAAGCUCUUAAGUGUGUUGGCUCGUGGUCGGAGUACGACGAGACAAUUCGAGAGAGGGAUCUUCUGGCGGAGAACUUCGAAGACCAACUUUGGUUUUAG
Glarea lozoyensis ATCC 20868 is the source of this 273-nucleotide messenger RNA. RefSeq lists its product as uncharacterized. The record is from RefSeq and is a predicted model, not a curated record. NCBI's taxonomy places the organism in Eukaryota, Fungi, Ascomycota, Leotiomycetes, Helotiales, Helotiaceae. Bases 1 to 273 code for a protein of 90 amino acids. The transcript is spliced from 2 exons.